Messenger RNA from Elaeis guineensis (African oil palm), 1290 nucleotides. Its product is annotated as chromophore lyase CRL, chloroplastic. Gene Ontology annotation, molecular function: lyase activity. NCBI's taxonomy places the organism in Eukaryota, Viridiplantae, Streptophyta, Magnoliopsida, Arecales, Arecaceae. The record is from RefSeq and is a predicted model, not a curated record. Gene Ontology annotation, biological process: protein-phycocyanobilin linkage.
GAACCCGAAGCAAGCCUAGCCAUCUUCUCCUCGACUUCCUUGCUACCCUUCCCAGAGUGCCGCGGCCGCACCGAUUUAGCAGUCCUACGACUUCGAAACCAGAGGAAUUUAGAAGAUAAACCCUCCCCUCUUCUCCCAUCUCUUUCUCUUUUAUUUUAAUUUCAACGAAUUCGUCCCUGAAUUAACGGUAGAGUUGGAUUCUUUCUCGUUUCUUGAUUUCUUCCGAUAACUCUCUUGGUUGGUAGCAGUGGAUCAAGUGGGAUUUUUGUUUUUUCCGAUCGGUUUCUUGUGCAGUUGAUUCGAUUUCGAGGGGAAAGGGCCGAGGGGACAGAUGGGAACGGAUUCGGACUCGGGCGGUGGAGGGAGCCGAGCACGGGGAUGGGUCCUCAAGGCGCUGGUCCUCUUCGGCGGGGCGCUUGUAUUGAAGAGGCUGAGGAAGGCCACCACCAGGUGGGACCACGCCCGUGCCGUCGCCGAAGCCCUCUCCGGCGAGAAGUUUUCUCGAGAGCAAGCUCGUAGAGAUCCUGACAAUUAUUUCAAUAUAAGAAUGCUUAUGUGUCCAGCAACAGAGAUGGUUGAUGGUUCAAGAGUGCUGUACUUUGAGCAAGCAUUCUGGAGAAGUCCACAGAAACCUUUUCGACAGGAUGGUUCACUUAGCCAAAAAUCUGGUUCCAUGGUGGCAAAAAGGCACAAUAAAGAGGUUUUAUAUGGUGAAGCCUUGCCCAAAGGAAAUAAAAUGUGAUGUUGAGUUAAGUUCAUAUGCAAUAAGGGAUGUGGAAGAGUACAAAAACUUUUGUGACCGUCCAAAGGACCAGCGACCACAGCCAGAAGAAGUUAUCGAGGAUAUUGCAGAACAUUUAACAACCAUACACCUUUCGCGCUGUGAACGUGGAAAGCGCUGCUUAUACGAAGGCUCAACUCCACCUGAUGGCUUCCCUAAUUCCUGGAAGCAGUGCUGUUUCUUACAAAGUGGUUAUCAACAGAAUGGUGCGACAUAUUGCACGUCGGAGCUUGCAAUUUACAAAAAUGGCGAAGUACAUACUUGGGAUAGGGGCUAUGAUGAUGAAGGAAAUCAGGUCUGGGGAGCGAGAGGUGGUCCAUAUGAGUUCAAACCUGCACCAUCAUCUAGUGUCGAUGACAUGUUUUCACCUCUAAACUUUGCCCCUACAUUGUCACUAGAGAAGAAGAUGGAGGGAUCUUUUGUAAUUGACGAGCAAUAAAUUCACUGUGUAAAUUCUACAUCUAGAAAAUUGAAAUAGAUGUAUAUACUGCAUCCCUUUUCUUUUGUUG